AUUCAAUGCGCAGGUCUUUUUACUUUGUGAUUCUAUUUCGUGAAUAUUCGAAGGAGUUGCUACUAUUUCGUCAACGUUGAAAAUGACAUCUAAUCAUAUAUUCGAUUUUGACGCUAACAUGGCCGGAACGAGAAGCUUAAUCCGAGGUUUUAGUACAAUCCCAGGUUCUGCGAUGAUCCUGGGGGGAGGAAGCAGCAGUAGUAUAGCGGCAGCAAUGCAAGACGAUAGUUCAAAUUCAUUUUUUGGUGCAAGUGCUACAGAUGCAAACGAUUCGAGUGUGGUAUCUUCAAAAGAACCUGAAUUUGAUACUUUAUACCGGCAUUCAGUUACAAUGACUGCUGUUUACUGUGUCGCUUAUAUACUCGUAUUUAUAGUUGGUCUAAUUGGAAAUAGUUUUGUAAUAGCUGUUGUUUUGCGUGCACCACGAAUGCGUACUGUUACUAACUUUUUUAUAGCGAACUUGGCCGUUGCGGAUAUUCUUGUGAUAGUGUUCUGCCUACCAGCAACUCUGAUGAGCAACAUUUUUGUACCGUGGAUGCUUGGUUGGCUCAUGUGUAAAACUGUGCCAUACAUUCAAGGGGUGUCAGUAGCUGCCUCUGUCUACAGUCUGAUUGCAGUUUCGCUGGACAGAUUCCUGGCCAUUUGGUAUCCCUUAAAACAGAUGACGAAACGCCGAGCACGCAUCAUGAUUAUGUGCAUUUGGAUAAUAGCCUUGGGAGCUACAAUUCCAUGGGCUCUAUUUUUCGAUUUGGUGACAACUCAUCCCACAGCUCCCGGAAUAGUUGUUUGCGUUGAAAUUUGGCCACCGGGAACAGAUGGAAAUCUGUACUUUUUGCUAGCCAAUUUAGUCGCUUGCUAUCUUCUACCAAUGGCAUUAAUUACGCUUUGCUAUGUCCUCAUUUGGAUAAAAGUGUGGACAAGAUCUAUACCUGGCGACUCCAAAGAUGCACAAAUGGAUAGAAUGCAACAAAAAUCGAAAGUUAAGGUUGUAAAGAUGCUGGUUGCUGUUGUUAUUUUAUUUGUGCUAUCAUGGCUGCCGUUAUAUGUAAUUUUUGCAAGGAUUAAAUUUGGAGGAGAACGUUCAAGUCAGGAAGAUGAGAUAUUGAGUAUAGCAGCACCUAUCGCCCAAUGGCUCGGUUCAUCCAACUCGUGCAUCAAUCCGAUAUUAUAUGCUUUCUUCAAUAAAAAGUACAGACGAGGCUUUGGUGCUAUCAUAAAGUCCCGGACAUGCUGUGGAAGAUUGAGAUAUUACGAUAAUGUUGCCAUAGCCUCGUCAUCGACCAGCACUCGAAAAUCAUCCCACUAUCAGAACAGUGCAAAGAAGGGGCCGUGCAGCAGCCCAUCAAUUAAAUCCGACGCUGUCUCUUACAUAUAUGAAAACAAUAAUAACAAUUCUGCCCGUCAUCAUCGCCAUCAUCACAUUGUCGCCAAGCAGGAUAGCAAUUUGUCACGGCAAAUGCUUUUAAAGCAAGACAGCAACGUUUCCAGGCAAUCACUCCUUAAAAAUCAGGACUACCAUGGUUCUCGCCAAUUGCUAAUCAAGCAGGAAAGUAGUGGGGGAAGUAGUUGUGUUUCACGCCAGGAUAGCAAUGCCUCAAGGCAGAUGUUGUUGAAGCAGGAUAGUAAUGGGUCAAGGAACUCGUUGGCAAAGCAAGAUUCACAAAUCUCCUACAUUGAGACAAAACGAGGUCAGCUGAUGCGACAGGAUUCGGAUUUAUCGAAACGUGACUCGUAUUCUACAACUGAUAGCGUAUCAAUUGAUUCAAGACGUGGUAUUUUAUGCAAACAGGAUACACAGAUUUCAUACAUUGAAAAUUUUCAUCCAUCGAGUCGAAAGUCUAAUAAUAACCAUUGCCUCGCAAGUCAGGAUAGUAUUGUAUCGUUUAUUGAGCACAAAAGACAUAAAUUGGUUAAACAGGAUUCAGUUAUAUCUUUUGCGGAUCAGAGACCAGAAUCAAGGCGACAUCAACUAGUAAAACAGGAUUCGGUGAUAUCAUUUGCCGAUCAAAAACGAGGUUGCCUGACAAAACAGGACUCUGUGAUAGCAUAUCCUAACCGGAAUGGUGAAGGCCAUCAUGUGUCCAUUUUAAAGAAAACCGACUCACAAACUAGCAACUCGCCACGAAAAAAUAUUGAAUUUGCCGAAUAGAACACACUUAUUUAUAUCUAAUACAUAUAAACAAUAAAUACAACAAAAAUACGAAUAAAUACCUUCGGAAGGGCAUUGAAGCACCUUCCAGCGAAUGAUUGUGUGAUUUAUGAUUUCUACAUGGUUUGCAUUAAAAAUCUGUCACUAACAAAUUUGUGUAGGAGGAAGAAUAUUUACAACUUUUUAUAUACUGCAAACCACUACAAAAGGCCAUGCAGUGAAAUAUCUUUAAGGAAUCGUUGCAAGUGACAAGAGAAUACCAAAUGAAGGGUAAAAAUCCAAAACGAAGUCUAUCUAAUUCUCCUGCCUGAAAGAGAUUGUGUUUUAUAUUAUAAUUAAAGAAAACUGCAUUUAAUAAUAAACAAAUGAUGAAUGCGUGAAUGAAAGAUUUAUAUGAGAAAUUCCUAUCCAAGAAUAAACGUACAGAACGAAUUGUCUAUCAAUCGAAGUAAAACGAAUGAAAAUACCCUUACACAUCUCCAAUAAAGCACUUACUUGUAUACAAUAGAAUAACUAUAUUUGUUACCAAAAAUAUAUUUAGAUAUCAGCAUGUAAGUCAUUCAAACGAAUAAAAUAAUAAGAAAUAAGUAGGAUGCCGUAUUUAUAGAUAUAUACCUAUACAUAUACCCAGAUAACAUUAACUAUAAUCUAAUGUCGUUUACUAGCCAUUCUCUAAACCUAAAUGUGUUGCAUUUCCCUUUGUUUCAUGUUGUGAGACCGCAAAGGGGAAAUGUUUGUUUGUUUCUUUUAAGUGUUUUAGGAAUAAUAUUACAAUAUAUGCAUUUAUACUAUGACAAAAACGUUUAAUACCAAGUAGAAAUUUAGUGAAAUGGAAAAACUGUAAGCAGCAAAUUGAUUAGGAUAAGAUCAUAUUGAUCGCGAUGGAAAAUGGAUGAGAAGUGCAAUAGAAAAUGUUCUAAAAUGCAUUAUUUGUCUGCUUUAUGAAACAUUUUUCCGGAAAAGUUCUUUCACCUUUAAUUUGGCUAUUUCUAUGAUUUUCUAUUUUCUUCGUAAUAUAGGGCCUAGCCCUGUAUCUAACGUUGUUAUCCUAAUCUAAAUCAAGAAUUCAAUAACGACGACACCAUCAUUGAUUGUGAAUUACCACAAUCUUAAGAAUUAGACUCGGGGGGUCCUAACUUGAAUCUUAAAAAAGGACCUCUGGUGUCACGUCUUUACUAGUUCGGGAGGAUGAUUUUCUAAAAACCUUCCAAACUUCAAAAAACGCCUAGUGAAACAGAAGCCUAGUAAACCUAGUGAAGUUGAAGUUGGGACAAUAUCUGCCAUCGACAGUAUGGUAGGAACCACAA
Hermetia illucens (black soldier fly) is the source of this 3456-nucleotide messenger RNA. RefSeq names its product neuropeptide SIFamide receptor-like. Gene Ontology annotation, cellular component: membrane. Gene Ontology annotation, molecular function: neuropeptide Y receptor activity; peptide binding. The record is from RefSeq and is a predicted model, not a curated record. Lineage: Eukaryota; Metazoa; Arthropoda; Insecta; Diptera; Stratiomyidae. Bases 83 to 2149 code for a protein of 688 amino acids. The transcript is spliced from 7 exons. Gene Ontology annotation, biological process: G protein-coupled receptor signaling pathway.